This is a messenger RNA of Prunus armeniaca (apricot), 216 nucleotides long. The record is from the annotation of a GenBank genome assembly. NCBI's taxonomy places the organism in Eukaryota, Viridiplantae, Streptophyta, Magnoliopsida, Rosales, Rosaceae.
AUGGCGGGUCUACUCUACCGUUUCAAACGGUACAACGCAGGACAAAAGCUCAACCUCAACUUUAUAGCCAAUCCUCCUUCUCUUCCUGAAGGUAUGACUGAAGAGAUGAUCGAGGACUAUGAGGGGGAGGAUGCCCCAGAAAAGGCUCAUGUCGUCGAGGCUGCUACCGAAGAAUCUCCUGCUGAAGCCGCUGCUGACAAGCAAGGCGUUACUUAG